Messenger RNA from Rhopalosiphum padi (bird cherry-oat aphid), 1874 nucleotides. RefSeq names its product protein FAM177B-like. The record is from RefSeq and is a predicted model, not a curated record. The transcript has 4 exons. The coding region runs from base 269 to 691 and encodes 140 amino acids. Lineage: Eukaryota; Metazoa; Arthropoda; Insecta; Hemiptera; Aphididae.
UUAUAUUGUUUAUGUAGAAUUUUUUUUUUUUACAUGAUUGCGUGACAUUUAAAAAAAAAUAUACUACAGUAUUAGUAGUAGUAGUAGUAGACAGUAGUAGUAAUAAUAGUGUAUUUUUAAAUAUAUAAUCAUAUUUAGAAGACUUGAAUUUUCUUCUGAAUAUUCUGAAUAAUAUAAGCAAAUUAUAUCGAUUUCUCGGGCUUACAAGGUCAGUUCAAAGAAGUGUGCAUGUCUGUGCUUGUCAAACACUUAUAAUACCACUUGAACAAUGUCAUCAAAACCAAUAUUGUUAAAGGAGAAACCAUUUGUCGACAUGGAAGACAUCAAUAUACAAAUUGAACCAUGUAAAACAUAUUUUAGUGAUGGAUGUGUUGAAACUGCAGGAACUGAUGAAACAGAUUUACUGAGAGGAGAAUCAAAAACUGAUUCAAAUGAAUCUACUAAUAAUUGGCCAUCAUGGUUACUUACAAAAUCAGCAGUAAUUGGUUCUAGUGCAUUGAAUACAGUUGAUUACCUCGGGGAAUCUUUGGCUAAUUUUUUUGGUAUCACUACACCUAAAUAUCAAUUCGAAAUAAAUUAUCACAACAACAUAAUGCAAGAAAUGAAUGCAGAAAAAAUUGUCAAUGAAGAAAAUAUGAAAGGAUGGACUCAACAACCUCAAAAAUCUACGAUAACAGCAGAACCGUGUUAAGUUUACAUUAAAUUCCCUUGAUUUUGUUUUAAAAAAUACUAAUAAUUUAUACAAUAAAUAAUAUAUGGUUUGUCAAAACUACAUUAUUCUACAAUUGAAUAUUUAUGUAUUUUCUAAAGCAUUCCUAGAAUAUACACCGAGAACAAUACUUAUUAUAUUUAUUUAUAUAUAUAUUUCACUUAACAAACUUCCUAUUACAAAUAAAUAAUUGUCAAUUAAACAAUAAGUAUCAAAUCAUUUAUUUUUAUUGUGGGAAUUAAAAAUUAUUUAAGCGCUCAAAAAGUAUUAACAACAUUAAAAGUUUUAAGAAUACAUUUAUUUAUAUAAGAUAUUUUAAUCAAAUCAAAUAGUUUUAUAAUAACAAAUUAUUAGUAUUUUUUAUAUAUUAUAUAAAAUUGAUUACCACUUACCUUAUAAUGGUGUUUUACUAAUUAUUAACUUUUUUAAAUAUUUAUUUAAGAAUAUAAUUCUUUGAAUUAUUAACUAUUAUCUUUAUUAUUAAAAGUUAUAAGUAAUUUUAUUGAUUAAAAAAGCUCCGAAGUUAAUGACUUAUUCAUUUUUAUAUGUAUUUAUUUAUUUAUUUUUUUUUUUGUAACAUUGAACAAUACUUUCUUAGCUUAAAAUGUAUUUUAAUAACAUACCAAUCUAAAUAACAAAUCAUAUUCUAUGUUUGUUGACAUUUUAAGGUCAUUUAUGUAAUUUCAUAUUGUUUUUAACCAAAUCACACGACUUAAUUAAUGACUUUUUUGGUUUAUGAUACAUAUUGAAUUUUACUAUACAUUAAAAUAUAUUUUUCAAAUAUUCAUUUGACAAAAUAAAUAUUAAAUUAUCUUUUCAUAAAAAUAGAAUAACAUUAUUAAUUUUAUUUUAUUUUAUUAUUUAAUGUAAAUAUUUUAUUUAUUAAACUAAUUAGAAAAGUAUUAUUUAUCUAGGUAUUUUUAUGACUUAAAAAUUCAUUACGUUGUAUUUGUUAAAAAUGUUAAGUCAUCAACUUCUAAGCUCUAUUGAUUACCAUUUAACUUAUAUUUUAUAAAUUAAUUUUAGGAUAUUUUUUUCAAGAAAAUGAAAUUAUUGAAUCGUUAUAAAACAAAGAUAAAUAUAUUAAUAUUCUUAUUGUUAUAAUAUUAUAUGCAUUAUUAUUUUAUAUUAAUAAAAAUUUUUACUAUUUUAUGUGAAUGAUUAA